AUGGGCGGGCGUCCUCGGCUCUAACUGCCGCCACUUUCCACACGCUGGGAGGGCCGUUACCUCAGAGAUACCCGUGGCCGGCAUGUUGGUUGAAAAAGCUUCCCGGAAGGGAGACGAAGAGAAAGGAGAGGAGCAGCUCGUGAUCAUCCCCGGUAGCGAGUACGCGGCGAAGUAGGCGGCGGCGGAGGGAGCGCUGAUGAAGAUGGAUGUGUCAGUGAGGGCCGCGGGCUGCUCCGACGACCUCAGCUCUGGGGAGGCCGACGUAGACCCAAAGCUCCUGGAGCUCACCGCUGACGAGGAGAAGUGCCGCAGCAUCCGCAGGCAGUACCGGCAGCUCAUGUACUGCGUGCGGCAGAACCGGGAGGACAUCGUGAGCUCGGCGAACAACUCCUUAACCGAGGCUCUGGAGGAAGCCAACGUCCUCUUUGAUGGCGUGAGCCGAACCAGAGAAGCAGCCCUCGACGCCCGGUUUCUUGUUAUGGCUUCUGAUUUGGGUAAAGAAAAGGCAAAGCAGUUAAACUCAGAUAUGAACUUCUUUAAUCAGUUAGCAUUUUGUGACUUUCUGUUUCUGUUCGUGGGUCUGAAUUGGAUGGAAGGCGAUCCUGACAAGUUGAGUGAUUGUGAUGAUAGCAUAGCUCUUUCCUUCUGGAAGGCAAUAGAAAAGGAAGCAACAUCCUGGAUGGUAAAAGCUGAGACAUUCCAUUUUGUUUUUGGUUCAUUCAAGCUAGAACGUUCUGCACCAAAGCCCCGACUUGAACACCAGAAAAAAGUUCGCAAGAUGGAAGAAAAUGGCAACAUGCCUACAAAGUUGCAGAAGUUGGACCUGAGUAGUUAUCCAGAAGCGACAGAAAAAAACGUAGAAAGGAUUUUGGGAUUGUUGCAAACCUACUUUCGAAAGUAUCCUGAUACUCCUGUGUCCUAUUUUGAGUUUGUGAUUGAUCCAAACUCUUUUUCUCGUACUGUGGAGAAUAUAUUUUAUGUUUCUUUUAUUGUAAGAGAUGGUUUUGCAAGAAUAAGGCUUGAUGAAGACAGGCUGCCAAUAUUAGAGCCGAUGAAUGUUAACCAAAUGGGUGAGGGAAAUGAUUCCAGUUGCCAUGGCAGGAAACAGGGAGUUAUAUCUUUGACUUUACAGGAGUGGAAAAACAUUGUGGCAGCUUUUGAAAUUUCUGAGGCUAUGAUUACAUACUCCUCAUACUAAAGAUUUCUUAGUAUAGCAUCCUUUUUGUGUUUUUUUUCUGAAGUUAGAUGGAGAGUAAAAUGUAAACUGAAGCACAUAUUGUAUCUCUUGUAAAGUGAAAAAGUAUUUUCAAGAACAUCAGACAUUGUUUUACUGUGCAGCAUAUUUUUCUUAGUAAUUUAUAAGGUCAUGAUCUUCUGUUAUUAAAACAAAUUCACUGGCAUAUUUAUGGGAACGUUUUAUUGAAUGCCCUUUAAGACUAUUAAUAAAAACAAGUUUUGGAUACCAAA
Messenger RNA from Homo sapiens (human), 1467 nucleotides. It is a transcript of the gene EID3, whose product is annotated as EP300 interacting inhibitor of differentiation 3. NCBI's taxonomy places the organism in Eukaryota, Metazoa, Chordata, Mammalia, Primates, Hominidae. The record is from RefSeq and is marked validated. The transcript has a single exon. Gene Ontology annotation, cellular component: chromosome, telomeric region; chromosome; cytoplasm. Bases 197 to 1198 code for a protein of 333 amino acids. Gene Ontology annotation, biological process: DNA repair.